This is a messenger RNA of Salvelinus fontinalis (brook trout), 2011 nucleotides long. It is a transcript of the gene nanog, whose product is annotated as nanog homeobox. Gene Ontology annotation, molecular function: DNA-binding transcription factor activity, RNA polymerase II-specific; RNA polymerase II cis-regulatory region sequence-specific DNA binding. Bases 339 to 1388 code for a protein of 349 amino acids. The transcript is spliced from 4 exons. The record is from RefSeq and is a predicted model, not a curated record. Gene Ontology annotation, biological process: regulation of transcription by RNA polymerase II. NCBI's taxonomy places the organism in Eukaryota, Metazoa, Chordata, Actinopteri, Salmoniformes, Salmonidae.
UCUCCUGAACAGACCUUUUAAGGGGCGCGGCCUCAAUACCGAUACCUGAAUGAAAGACUUGAUGAUUGGCUGAGACCUGACCCAUACCUUUCCCUAUAACAGGUGACCCCAGAUUCGAUAGACAGUAUAAUAUUACACUACUUUCUUCAACGUAGGGGAAAGCGAUAUUGCUACUACAACUUCGGUGUUUUCCAGCCGUCGGCAGUUAGUUUAUACUAGCUAGCUACACCAAGAAGCUUUCAACCUUCUUGAAGGUUGGCUACAGCAUCCUUAUUUUUGGGGCUUCAUUGACAAGUUUGGACAUUUUUUUCUUGCAAAGAAGAGGGCCUGUGGAAGCGAUGGCGGAUUGGAAGCUACCGGUGAGCUACAACCCACCCUACCAUGCCUUCGCCUAUGGUCUCAUGUACCAAACAGGGGCUGAGCAAAAUCCUCCCAACUUUUCCGGCUGGGCAGAGACCGUUUACAACUCUGGGGUAAGCGGCGGCUACCACCAGCAAGCGCAGCAGCAAGCUCAGCAUCAAUCCACACCCAGGGAUCCCGAACACAACAUUGGUAGUGGCAAUUCCCACUACCCAGGUUCUGUCAUGUAUCUCGGCGACCCUCACAGCCAUACUCCGGGUGGACGCCUUUUCAUUUCCCACAACCGGACUCUGUUUGAUCAACCGCCGAAGGAGACCGACGGGCCAAGUAACUACACUCCAAGCGAUCCAGUGUUGCACAGAUCACCAGAUUCUUGGAGUUCAGAGAACAGCUAUCCUCAAACCUACCCUGCCACCUGGGUGAAAAAGGAGUUGGAAGAGGAGACGGAAAGUGGAAGCCCAAAUAAUAUUGAGCAUGUCUCCAGCUCCUAUCCAGAGAACACAAGCGUGCAAAUUCUGGGGAGUGAGGACAACUCCCCGCAGUCUUUGCCCUUGCCUCUCCCAGAGAAAGUGGACAAAGACACCCCCAAACAAAAAGCUCGGACUGCUUUUUCAACAGGCCAAAUGGAUGCCCUGACCCAUCGGUUUAACAUGCAGAGGUAUCUCUCCCCUGCUGAGAUGAAGGCCCUGGCUGGACUGACGGGGCUAACUUACAAACAGGUUAAAACAUGGUUCCAGAAUCGCAGAAUGAAACUGAAAAGGCACCAGAAAGACAACAGCUGGGAAUCUGCUGGGUACCCAAACCCUGGCUACCCUAUCAUGCCACCACACCCUCAGUUUCAGGGAGAUGCCCAAACACAGAUUCAGGACCAUCACACCAACACUCAGCAGUUCCAAGAGGCCAUGUUCAAGAAGAGCCCCCAGCAGAACCUGCCUUACUACGCAGGUGGAUACCCUCAGCCAUCCUCCUCUCCCCCACAUCCCUCUGCAAGGCCCCUGGGCAACUGGCCCCCAGCCAUGACCCACUAAGUGCCCCCCAAUGGCUUCUACAGCUCAGCAACAGGCUACAACAUGGACAGUGUACAACACGACUCCAGCAUCAGGUGACGACGGGAGCCCCACCAACAGCUCCAUACGCAUGACCCUGUUUCACAAUGCUAGCCAGUAAUCCACAGGUGAAUGUCUCAGUUGUAAAUCAACUGUUUUCUUUGUAAAUGUAUGAAAUGGUUGUUUGGAAGGAUUCUUAUAAUUAAUGUUGAGAGUCAGACACAGGUCAUUCUCAAAUGAUGCGGUGUUGGCUAAUUAUAUCAAUCCAUCUUAAUAAUGUACAGGUUCUGUUUGGACUUUUAUCCCUUAUUCAUGUUUUAUCACAAUGUUGCCUUAUUUUUUUUGUUGUAAAUGUAUGAAAUGGUUGUUUGGAAGGAUUCUUAUAAUUAAUGUUGAGAGUCAGACACAGGUCAUUCUCAAAUGAUGCGGUGUUGGCUAAUUAUAUCAAUCCAUCUUAAUAAUAAUGAUGUGCAGGUUUGUUGCCUUAUUUUUUUUUUUAUACCUUACCUGCGUUUUUAAUAUCGUUAAAGAGGUCAUUGCUCCUUGUGCUUUUUGACACUCAACUCUGACAAAGUUUUGCACUGUCUAUGUUGGAAGUGGCGGCC